This is a messenger RNA of Rhopilema esculentum, 3761 nucleotides long. RefSeq names its product cullin-4A. Lineage: Eukaryota; Metazoa; Cnidaria; Scyphozoa; Rhizostomeae; Rhizostomatidae. Gene Ontology annotation, biological process: ubiquitin-dependent protein catabolic process. Gene Ontology annotation, cellular component: cullin-RING ubiquitin ligase complex. The record is from RefSeq and is a predicted model, not a curated record. Gene Ontology annotation, molecular function: ubiquitin protein ligase binding.
UUUCGCAGCUUAGAGUCUUGAUCAAGUGGGUGAAGGUAAUUCGGAAAGUCAAAUUAUAUCAAUUGGUACAGGCCAGACUUGCUUGCAAGACAGUUUACUUUCUGCAACAUCAACCUGCUGAAACGUUUGUUGUGAUGUAGCCUUCAGUGAAGUUUUUUGUUUUUGUAAAGUGACGUUUGAAUCGUAGCCAACUUUAGCGUAGGCCUAAUAAUACAAAACUGGUUUUGGAUGGAUUGGCGUCUUUUGAAUGCAGCCCCUUUCCAACCCAACGAAAAACGACACACACGAAGUUAGACCGUGUAAUGAUUCUGGUGAGACGUGCUCAACUCUGGAAGGCAAAGGUAGGUCGCAGAAAAGGAAAUUAGAGGUUAGCGUGCUUGAUACUACUUCGGAGACAGGUUGCAGCAGUGACAACUUGAGAAGUGGCAAAAAGUGUCGUGUGGACGACAUCAUGGAACGAGGAGGUAACAAUGGCCACUCGCCCAAUAACGGGAUAAUUACACCUAUGAAUAACCAAAUGAGACAGAAUUCUUCUCGAACUAAUCAUUUUCAUCAGACAGGAAAGCUUAAUAACACGGCCACCGGGUAUGGCGUAAAACCUUCCCAGACAAAGAAGUUAGUAAUCAAGAACUUCAAAGAAAAGCCAAAUCUUCCAGACAACUAUAAGGAAUUGACAUGGGAAAAGCUGAAAGAAGCCGUUCAUGCAAUACAUGCUAGCAAGUCUAUUUCAUCAAGUUUAGAAGAACUUUACAAAGCUGUUCAAAAUUUGUGCUCCCAAAAGAUGUCACAGUUGCUCUAUGAAAAACUGAAAGAUGUCUGUGAAUCACAUGUCAAGUCAAAUAUCAACCAGUUUAUAAGUGGUGCGACUGACAACGUUGUUUUCUGUGAUCGACUGAAUACAUGUUGGGAAAAUCAUUGCAGGCAAAUGAUUAUGAUCCGAAGUAUUUUCUUGUAUCUUGAUCGAACAUACGUUCUACAGAGCCCCUCUAUUCUUUCAAUUUGGGACAUAGGAUUGAAUUUGUUUAGAACACACGUCAUGAGCAAUACUAUUGUCCAAUCAAAGACCGUUGAUGGCCUGCUUCAUUUUGUUGAAAUGGAGAGGAAUGGCGAAUCAGUGGAUAGGAGCCUCCUAAAAAGCUUGUUGCGCAUGCUUGCCGAUCUACAGAUGUACGAAGAUGUCUUCGAGAAGAGGUUUCUGGUGGCAACAGAGAAUCUCUACGCCGCCGAGGGCCAGAAGUAUAUGCAGGAUAAUGAUGUGCCUGAGUAUUUGGCUCGCGUCGAUCGUAGAUUGAAGGAAGAAUCAGAUCGAUUGCUGCAUUACUUAGACUCAUCCACAAGAAAGCCACUUAUUAGCUGUGUGGAAAAGCAGCUCCUUGGCCUCCAUCUCUCAAACAUUCUUCAAAAGGGAUUUGAUAACUUACUUGACGAAAACCGAGUUUCUGACUUAGCUCUUAUGUACCAGUUGUUUUCAAGAGUAAAAGCUGGCCUAGAAGAACUAUACAAAUACUUCGGUGCUUACAUCAAGGCAAGAGGUGCGGCGAUUGUAAUAAAUCCGGAAAAAGAUAAAACUAUGGUGCAAGAAUUGCUGAAUUUUAAAGAGAAGCUCGACAACAUAAUCGAAGAAGCAUUUGCGAAAAACGAGAAAUUCGUUAACACAAUGAAGGACGCCUUCGAAAGUUUUAUCAACAAGAGGCCAAACAAACCUGCCGAACUUAUUGCUAAAUUUGUAGAUACAAAACUCCGAGCUGGAAACAAGGAGUCAACAGAAGAGGAACUUGAAAGACUUCUUGACAAAAUCAUGGUUCUUUUUAGAUUUAUUCAAGGAAAGGAUGUGUUUGAGGCAUUCUACAAAAAGGAUUUAGCAAAGAGACUGCUUGUGGGUAAAAGCGCCUCAGUGGAUGCUGAAAAGUCGAUGCUUUCAAAGUUAAAGCAAGAAUGUGGUGCUGCUUUCACUAGCAAAUUAGAGGGAAUGUUCAAGGAUAUGGAGUUGUCCAAAGACAUCAUGUCAAGCUUUAAGCAGUACUUACAGAGUCAACCAGGCGCAACCCCUAUCGAUCUUACUGUUAAUAUUCUCACAAUGGGCUACUGGCCAACCUACACACCAGCAGAUGUUCAUCUUUCUUCAGAGAUGGUUAAAUUGCAAGAGAAUUUCAAAAAUUUCUACCUAAGCAAGUAUGUGGGAAGGAAAUUACAAUGGCAGACCACCUUAGGCCACUGCGUUGUAAAAGCUUCAUUUCCAUCGGGGGAUAAGGAGCUUAACGUUUCGUUAUUUCAAACGUUAUGUUUGCUGCUAUUUAACGACGGAGAUGGUUUUACUCUUGAUUAUAUAAAACAAGCCACCGGAAUAGACGAUUCUGAAUUGCGAAGGACACUGCAGUCAUUAGCAGUUGGGAAAGCCAGGGUGUUAAGAAAAAAACCAAUGGGUAAAGAAAUUGAGGAUAAUGAUGUGUUUUACUUCAAGAAAGAUUUCAGUCAUAGACUCAUUCGAAUAAAGAUCAAUCAAAUACAACUGAAAGAAACGCCUGAAGAAAAUAUUAACACAACGGAAAAGGUUUUCCAGGACAGACAAUACCAGGUUGAUGCGGCAGUAGUACGAAUAAUGAAGACAAGAAAGACUCUAACACAUAACUUGUUGCUUGCUGAACUUUAUAACCAACUGAAAUUCCCUGUAAAGCCUGCUGACGUCAAGAAGCGAAUCGAAAGUCUGAUCGAUAGGGAUUACAUGGAACGAGACAAGGACAAUCCGAACCAAUACCACUACGUUGCCUGAAGAGAUUUAUUACCACAUUAUCGUACCGCAUAUUUCACAGAAUUGCUCCCGGUUCGUUUCCGAUUUAAGCUGUCUUUGCAUGUGUUCUGGUCAACGCGGGAAAAGAAGUGCUUCUUUCGUGUGUAUGCCAAGCUCUCUCAUGGUCGGAGAAGUGUCAUUAUUUUGGUAUAAUCUGCAGAAAGCUAUGCUGUUGCAGAAAGUGUUUGAUAGCCCAGACUGAAUUCGUCAACCAUCAAUACUUAAAUGUCGUUAUGAAUGGGUAUAGUAAGGACAUUGCUAAUGUAGUUCCGGGUUGGUUUAAUGAUCAUGUGGUACAAUCCUGGGCACUUGAGACAAAGCCUUUCACAGUUAGAAUGUAUUCAUGUUUGUAGCAGGUAUUUUCGUAUUGAAGAGAGAAAGAGGAAUGCAAAGUCUGACCGCCGUCUAACUAGGUUUUUGUAAAUACACGGUUUAAGUUAACACCCCUUCUGAACCACCCAAAGAACGUAAAGGCUGGGGAGAGUUCAGCGCAUGGUUAGCCAAGCCUUCAGAAGGAACCCCUAUUUUAUACACAAUCCCUAACAACUUAGCCGGGUUUUUAGGCACUAGGACAAGGGCUAAACAUUCCUUGAACUUACAAAUUGGGAUAGCACUUCCCCCCUGUCUUUACGAUACCAAUUUUGAAGAUUUUGUUGCUGUCCAAUCGUUUUUUGCAUAACGAGAACCAUAUUAAAUGUUUCACUGAUGCUAAAACUGCAUGCUUGAUUGUUCAAGCAAAGCAUCUUUCUCAAGGGAACGGCUUUGCUUGUUUUGCAUCUAUAGGUAUUUCCUUGUGGACCCAAAUUUAGUUUCAUUUAAAAUCCCAUUGCCUGGCUUGUUGGAGCGUUUAUUUUUUAAGGUAGCAUCAAAAUUGUCCCAUCUGAAUUGAAAUCCCAUCUGUAUCAUUUAAAUGUUUUCUCGAUUGGUUAAGUUGCUUUUAAAGAUGAAAAGGUUUUAUAACUGAAAACAUUUA